Molecule: messenger RNA, 1641 nt
Organism: Adineta steineri
Lineage: Eukaryota; Metazoa; Rotifera; Eurotatoria; Adinetida; Adinetidae
Source: the annotation of a GenBank genome assembly
AUGCAACAUUCUGACAUGUACGGAUUGAUCUCACAAGCAUCAAGGAAAUUAUAUGAAUCUGUUAGUAAUGUUGAAUCAUUGAAUCAAUGGAAAAUACAAAUGAUUGAUUUAAUUGAUCAAAUUUCUCAAUUAAAAUUAGCUUCAUCAUUAAUAAAUAAUACAACAAAUAAUACAUCGCUUGAUCCUACUGAUUGGUUAUCAGCUAGAAAUAUCGCACACGAAACAUUAGAUUUAUCUAUAGAACUAAUUCAAUCACGACGAGAUCAUGCUGUAUGGCAACCAAUUCCUGUUGAAGUUCGAGCAACUAUUGAUGAUGAAUCAUUUCCUGAACAAGGUCAACCAUUAUCAGCUAUAUGUCAUGAUACAUUUAAAUAUAUUGUACCAUAUAGUAGAGGCAAUACACAUCCUCGUUUUUGGGGAUGGGCUAUGGGUGAAAGUACAUUGGGUGGUAUACUAGCUGAUAUGAUUAGUUCAAGUAUAAAUAUAAAUGCAGGAGGUUGUACUCAUACUGGUGUACUUGUUGAACGUAAAAUUAUUCAAUGGAUGCGGGAAUUAUUCGGUUUUCCUAAGAGUGAAAAUGGUGGUUUAAUUGUUAGUGGAACAUCUGUAGCUACAAUUAUUUGUAUGGCAACAGCACGUCGUCAAUUUUUAACUAAUGUUAGACAAGAUGGAAUUGUUAAUGGACCACAUUUGAUAGUUUAUACAUCUACAGAAGUACAUAUUUGUAUUGUUAAAGCAUUGGAAUUAUUAGGAUUUGGUUCGAAAGCAGUACAUAAAAUAUCAGUCGAUGAUAAUUUUUGUAUGAAAAUUGAUGAAUUAAAAAAAACAAUAGAAAUUGAUCGUCAAAAUGGUUUAACUCCAUUUUGUAUCGUUGGAAAUGCAGGAACUGUAAAUAUGGGUGCUUUUGAUAAUCUUGUUGAACUUUCAUUAAUUGCUCGUACAGAAAAAAUGUGGUUUCAUGUUGAUGGAGCUUUUGGUAGUUUAGUUAUACUUGAUCCUCAACGUCAUUAUCUAGUACAAGGUGUUGAAUUUGCUGAUUCAUUAGCAUUUGAUUUUCAUAAAUGGCUUCAUUGUCCAUAUGAUGCAGGUUGUGCUCUAAUUCGUGAUGGUACUCAUCUUCAGUCAACAUUUUCUGUACAUCAAUCAUAUUUAGCAAAUGCAGAACGUGGUUGUGCAGGUGAUACACCAUGGUUUUGUGAUUUAGGUAUUGAAUUAUCACGUUCAUUUCGUGCAUUAAAAGUAUGGUUUAUAUUGAAAGAACAUGGAACUAGAAAACUAGGUCAAAAAAUUGCAGAUAAUUGUGAACAAGCUCAAUAUCUAGUAUCAUUAUUAGAAAAAUAUCAACAUUUCAUUUAUAUUAUUCGUCCUGUUCCAUUAAAUAUUGUUAAUUUUCGACUUCUACCUGAAGAAUUAGAUAAAUCUAAUCAUAAAUUGAUCGAUCAAUUUAAUAAUGAUCUUAUUGCUGACAUACAAAUAUCUGGCAUUGCUGUAGCAUCUACAACACGUAUCUAUGAUCGACUUUAUAUACGUGUAUGUAUAAUUAGUCAUCGAAGUACUUUACAAGAUUUUGAUAUUUUUGUCGAUAAUCUUCUUUCAUUAUAUCAUAUUCGAAUUCAAAAUAUGAAUCAAUCAAAAUAUUAA